AUGUCCGAACAAAUUGAGGAAAUCGAAAAGAUGCCCGCCGCGUGGAAUUUCGCCAGGGUGAAAACAUUGAAACACCCGUCCCGGCCCUUCCUGUCGUCGCACCGCGCUCUCGUCGAAGUUGCGGGAGAUGCUGGAGCCCUCCCCUGCUCUCACAAAGCCACCGCCCUGCUGCGCCAACGCUGCGCCCUGCCGCUUCAAUAA
Molecule: messenger RNA, 201 nt
Organism: Trametes versicolor FP-101664 SS1
Lineage: Eukaryota; Fungi; Basidiomycota; Agaricomycetes; Polyporales; Polyporaceae
Exons: 2
Coding region: 1-201 (66 amino acids)
Source: RefSeq, a predicted model, not a curated record